This is a messenger RNA of Cervus elaphus (red deer), 2278 nucleotides long. It is a transcript of the gene ACTL8, whose product is annotated as actin like 8. Bases 299 to 1396 code for a protein of 365 amino acids. The record is from RefSeq and is a predicted model, not a curated record. Gene Ontology annotation, cellular component: striated muscle thin filament; actin filament; stress fiber. Gene Ontology annotation, biological process: skeletal muscle thin filament assembly. The transcript has 3 exons. Lineage: Eukaryota; Metazoa; Chordata; Mammalia; Artiodactyla; Cervidae.
GUGCGCGUGCGCGUGUGCGUCUCCCGUGCGCGUGCGCGGCGUCUCCUGCCCGGUCUCUGCGGCCGCGUGUAGCAGCCGGCACCCUGCACCCGUUUGAGGGAGGUUUUGUCGUGGGGUGACUCUGGUGAGACGCCUCCUGUGAGCAGCCCGUGUGCCAUUCCUCAGGGCGGACUUCCGGUGAGCCCCCCAGGCUGGAUUUCUAGCAAGCUCCGCGGGUGUGCGGCGCGGAUCAGCUCUCCGCCAGAGCCACAGGCGUGCCCCUUGGUGGCCCGUGAGCAGACCUCCCCCCACCUCCGCCAUGUCUGCGAGAACCAUCAUCAUCGACCAUGGCUCUGCCUUUCUGAAGGCUGGCUUGUCGGGCUGGAAUGAGCCCCAGCUGGUCUUGCCCAGUGUCGUGAACUACAUCCCCUGCCGGGAGAACCCGGGCCCCAGCUACGCCCGGCGGCGUGUGAGUCUCGGCAUCGACAUCUGCCGACCUGACACCUUCAGCUAUCCCGUGCAACGGGGCCGCGUCAUCAACUGGGAGGGUGUGGAGCACAUCUGGUCAUUUAUCCUGGAGAAGCAUCGGCUGGAGCAUGGGGACUUCCCUGUGAUCGUCACAGAGAGCCCCCUGAAAGAGCCCACAGACCGUCAGAAGACCCUGGAGAUCAUGUUCGAGUUGCUGGAUGUGCCAUCCGUCCUCCUGGCCGACCAGCGGGAGAUGUCGCUGUACUCGUCCGGCCUGCUGACGGGCGUGGUGGUGGACUCGGGCUGUGGCCUGACCCGCGUGCAGCCCUUCCACCUCGGCCGCCCGCUGUGGCCCGGGGAGAAGACGCUGGAGUUCGCGGGCCAGGACCUCUCGGCCUAUCUCUUCAAGAGCCUCUUCAAGGAAGAUUACAAUCGCCACAACCUGUUCCAGCUGGACACUGUGGCCAGCACCCAGAUGAAUAAGUGCUACGUGCCGCAGAAUCUGGGGGAGGAGCUGGACUUCUAUCAGAGCCUGCCAGAUGGCGCCGACAGGAGCAACAGCUACCUGCUCCCAGAUGGCACCCCCGUGGAGCUGACCGCCAUGCAGCGGCUGGCCCCCGAGAUGUUCUUCAGCCCCCAGGUGUUCAACCUGCAGGGGCCCAGCCUCCCCCAGGCCGUCGUGGAGUCCAUCGAGGCCUGCGAGCCCAGCCUGUGCCCGCUGCUCACCUCCCACGUGGUGCCCUGCGGGGGAAACACCCUCUACCCUGGCUUCACCACGCGUCUCUACCAGCUGAUGUCCAGCCACUUCUCCCCCACCAGGGCCUCCGUGUUUGCGGGUUCCAACAGGCACUUCAGCGUUUGGCUGGGAGCGUCCGUCGUGGCUCAUCUGUCGACGUACAAGUCCGAGUGGGUGACCAAGGCGGAGUACAAUGAGCGCCUCAGGCUGUGACCCGUGGCCCGCUCCCGCAGCCCAGCUCCCCUCCUCCGGGCCUGGUGGGCUCAUCCCAGCGAGAGGCUGGGCCGGGGUGGGGUUAGCUGGCCUCAGGCUGUGACCCGCGGCCCGCUCCCCUCCGACGGGCCUGGGUGGGCUCAUCCCAGCGAGAGGCUGGGCCGCGGUGGGGUUAGCUGGCCUCAGACUGUGACCAGCGGCCCGGUCCCGUGGCCCAGCUCCCCUCCGACGGCCUGGGUGGGCUCAUCUCGGCGAGAGGCUGGGCCCCGGUGGGGUUAGCUGGCCUCAGGCUGUGACCAGCGGCCCACUCCCCUCCGAUGGGCCUGGGUGGGCUCAUCCCAGCGAGAGGCUGGGCCGGGGUAGGGUUAGCUGGCUUCAGGAUGUGACCAGCGGCCAGCUCCCAUCCGACGGGCCUGGGUGGGCUCAUCCCAGCGAGAGGCUGGGCUGGGGUGGGGUUAGCUGGCUUUGGAAUUCAAAGGUCAUGGGAGAUUUUUCUAGGUUCUAGGGUUUUAUCUUGUUUCAAGAGUGGGAUCCACCCCGUGGGAGGACAGGGUACCACCCUGGAAACCCUUUGGGGGGCUGGUCUGUCACUGGGAUGGAGCGGCCAGCUGCCAUCUCCACGCUUAACAGUUGCUUGUUUUUUCCUGGCAUUUCUCUUGGGCGGUCCCAUUCUUUUGAUUGAGUAGGUUUUAAUGGGGCAAGGGAGAAUUAUUUUUGAGUAGGGGAUAGGGUGGGUGGGGAUGGGAGAGUUGAAGUUCGUAGACCUCCCCCCUCCUUCCAGCUGAGUGGGGGUUGGUGCAGGAAGCCUGGCGCGCCCUUCCUGCCCUUGGGCCCCUGGCCGAGGACUUGUUUACCGAGUGCAAAUAAAUACCUUGUUUGGAA